Messenger RNA from Panicum virgatum (switchgrass), 5796 nucleotides. RefSeq names its product callose synthase 7-like. The record is from RefSeq and is a predicted model, not a curated record. The coding region runs from base 153 to 5495 and encodes 1780 amino acids. Gene Ontology annotation, cellular component: 1,3-beta-D-glucan synthase complex; plasma membrane. NCBI's taxonomy places the organism in Eukaryota, Viridiplantae, Streptophyta, Magnoliopsida, Poales, Poaceae. Gene Ontology annotation, biological process: (1->3)-beta-D-glucan biosynthetic process. The transcript has 40 exons. Gene Ontology annotation, molecular function: 1,3-beta-D-glucan synthase activity.
GCUACUGAACCGGUCCCACACGUCAUAAAUGACUGAGCAUAUCGGAUUCACAAGCCUACUCAUUUCCUCUCCCCACUCUCUCUCUAGGGUUUCUCUCUCUGCUCUCGCAUCCACCGGCGACUUCACACACCUUUGGAUCGCGGUGGAAGAAGAUGAGUGGGAGUGAGCGGAAGUGCAGAUUGGCACCAGGUCCUCGGCGUGCGCUUCUGGAGUCCAGCGAAGCAUCUGCGGAUCUGGGCGAGGGGGAUUGGAAGAUUCAGACCAGAUCAGGUCGCAGAUAUGCCUUCAAGAAAGUCCAAAGAAUGGAUCCUUCAUCAACCCAACGUGGUGUUCGUCAGUUCAAAACAUACAUGUCAAUUAAACUGGACCAAGAUGACAUACAAGUUCCGGGCAAUGAUGCAAAUGAGAUCCAACAGUUUUAUAAGUACUGCGCUAGUAUGAGUCAAAUUUCAGAAAAGAGAAACUUUGAGGAGAUGGCUAGAUAUUACCAAGUGGCCUCUGCUCUUUAUGAAGUGUUAAGGGAUGUAACAGAUAACAAAGUUGAUCCCCAGGUGAGAAGGUUUGCGGAAAUGAUUGAGGAAAAGGGUCAUCAUUUCAAGAACUACAAGUACAACAUUAUCCCCCUCAAUUUUCCUGGUUCUUCUGAAGCAAUUGUUGAACUUCCAGAGAUAAGAGGUGCUAUUGAUGCCAUAAGUGUCAUAGAUGGUCUUCCAAUGCCGCCCAUGCCUUCUGUGCAUAGGCAGGGGGAUAAAUCUAUCCGAGAUUUACUUGACUGGCUUUCACUAGCGUUUGGAUUUCAGAAAUCAAAUGUAGAAAAUCAAAGAGAAAACAUGGUUUUGCUUCUAGCAAAUAUUAGUACAAGAACUGCUGCACAGGAAGGGCAACCUUUAGUUGACACUGUGAACGAAUUGUGGAAAAAGAUAUUUGGAAAUUACAAAUCAUGGUGUCGCUAUUUGCAUGUUAGUUACAAUACCAUGAUCAGUCAUGUUGCUACAGAACAUAAGCAGCCGCAGCUGAAGCUUCUUCACAUUGGACUGUAUCUUCUUAUCUGGGGUGAGGCUUCAAAUGUUCGGUUUAUGCCUGAGUGCCUGUGCUACAUAUUCCACCAUCGUGAUACAGCAAGAAAGCCCAAAACAAAUUUUGUUGAAGUACGCACAUUUCUGCACAUAUUUAGAAGUUUUGACCGAAUGUGGAUGUUUUUCAUACUUGCUUUCCAGGCAAUGCUCAUAGUUUCAUGGAGUUCUUCAGGAUCUCUUUUUGGAAUUACUGAUGGAACUGUUUUCAGAAAUGUCUUAAGUAUCUUCAUCACAGCAGCUCUUCUCAACUUCAUAAAAGUAACUCUGGAUAUACUGUUUACUGUACAAGCAUGGGGAAGUAUGGAGUGGACAAAGAUAAUCAGAUAUCUGCUAAAGUUCAUUGUGGCUAUUGCUUGGAUGAUUAUUCUUCCAGUGACCUAUUCUAGUUCCAUCAAAUACCCCUCCGGUGCUGGCAAAAUCCUAAAUAGUUGGAUUGGGAAUUGGUAUAACCAGUCAGUUUACAACGUUGCAAUUGUUAUAUAUAUGAUCCCAAAUAUUCUUGCUGCCCUGUUUUUCUUGUUGCCACAACUUCAGAAUUUCAUGGAGCGCUCAAAUUCACGAGUAUUUGUUCUUCUGAUGUGGUGGAUUCAGCCAAGAUUGUAUGUUGGACGGGCGAUGCAUGAAGAUAUAUUGUCAAUACUUAAGUAUGUCUUCUUUUGGGCUGUGCUGCUCAUCUCCAAGCUUGCAUUCAGUUUCUAUGUUGAGAUAUCCCCGUUGAUUGAUCCAACAAAGUUCAUUCUUGAUCAACGAAUUGGAAACUAUGAAUGGCAUCAAAUCUUCCCUUUCUUGCCACGCAACCUGGGUGUUGUCAUUACCAUAUGGGCACCAAUUGUCUUGGUGUACUUUAUGGACAUACAAAUUUGGUAUGCCCUUUUUUCCACUGCCUUCGGAGGUGUUUCUGGUGCCCUCAAUCACGUGGGUGAGAUACGGACCCUUGGCAUGUUCAGGGCCAGAUUCAAAUCAAUGCCAGAAGCUUUCAGUAAAUGCAUUGCGGCAAAACAGAGAGAGCAGCAAGCACUUAAGCAGAGGAGUUUCUUUUGUGUUUGGAAUUCAUUCAUCAAUUCCUUACGAGAGGAAGACCUCAUCAGCGAUAGAGAGAAGGACAUAUUGAUGGCUCCAUCAUCUUCAAGCAACUUAUCUGUCACUCAGUGGCCACCAUUCCUUCUUGCUAGCAAGGUACCCACAGCUCUUCAUAUGGCCAUGAAUUCCAAAGAAGGCGAUGAACAUGAGCUAAUUGAAAAAGUCAAACUAGACCGAGACAGAUAUAACGCAGUUAUAGAAUGUUAUGAAUCCUUGAUGAUUAUCCUCAAUAGCCUUCUACUAGACUCUAAUGAUCGGAAUAUUGUCAUUGAAAUCGAUAGAAAAGUGACUUAUAGCAUGACAAAUAAAACAUUCCUGGAAGACUUUGAAAUGGCAGAAAUCGGGAAAGUAAGUGCUACAUUGGCGAAAUUAUUACAGUUUCUGAAGAGUGAACCUAUUAAUGGUGCUGAAGAGAGGAAAAUUGUUAAUGCGUUGCAAGAUUUUAUGGAAAUUACAACACGUGACUUCAUGAAAGAUGGACAGAGCAUUUCGAAAGAUGAGGAUGAGAGAAAGCAAAGUUUCACGAAUCUGAAUAUGGAUAUGAUAAAGGAUGGCUUUUGGAGGGAGAAGUUUGUCCGGCUGCAUUUAUUGUUGACUAUGAAGGAUUCUGCAAUGGAUGUACCAACAAACUUGGAUGCUCGACGGAGGAUCACAUUCUUCGCAAACUCACUUUUUAUGAAAAUGCCGAGAGCACCUCAUGUGCAUGAUAUGAUUUCCUUCAGUGUUCUGACUCCAUACUACAAUGAAGAAGUACUCUAUUCGUCUUAUGAAUUGAAUAGAAAGAAUGAAGAUGGUAUCUCGAUUUUGUUCUAUCUACAAAAGAUCUAUCCAGAUGAAUGGAACAACUUUCUAGAACGUAUUGGAGUUGACCCAGAUGAUGAAGCAGCAGUAAAAGGCCACAUGGAUGAUAUUCGUUUAUGGGCAUCUUAUCGUGGUCAAACACUUGCCAGAACUGUGAGGGGAAUGAUGUACUAUAGACGAGCUCUUGAACUACAAUGCUAUGAGGAUAUGAUAAAUGAUGAAGCUGAUUUGGGUGGAGAGGAAGCUGCGAGGUCCAAGGCUAUUGCUGAUAUCAAGUUCACUUAUGUUGUCUCUUGUCAACUCUAUGGUGUGCAUAAGGCAUCCAAGGAUUCCCGAGAGAAAGGUCUCUAUGAGAAUAUCUUAAAUCUAAUGCUGACGUAUCCGGCCUUGCGCAUUGCUUACAUUGAUGAGAAGGAAUUACAAUUACCAAAUGGUAAAAUAGAGAAACAGUAUUACUCUGUUCUUGUGAAAGGUGAUGAUGAGGAAAUUUACCGGAUAAAGCUUCCUGGUAAACCAACAGAUGUUGGAGAGGGCAAGCCUAAUAAUCAAAAUCAUGCCAUAAUCUUCACAAGAGGAGAUGCACUUCAAGCAAUUGACAUGAACCAGGAUAACUACCUUGAGGAAGCAUUUAAAAUGAGAAAUCUCUUGGAAGAGUUCCUUAUUACACAUGGAAAGUCAAAGCCCACCAUAUUGGGUGUUCGGGAGCAUAUAUUUACGGGAAGUGUUUCAUCCCUCGCCUGGUUUAUGUCCAACCAAGAGACCAGCUUCGUCACUAUUGGACAACGUGUUCUUGCCAACACACUUAAGGUACGAUUCCAUUAUGGCCACCCUGAUGUUUUUGAUAGACUCUUUCACCUCACAAGGGGUGGCAUAAGUAAAGCAUCGAAGGUUAUCAACCUUAGCGAGGAUAUAUUUGCAGGGUUCAAUUCAACUCUGCGUCGUGGAAAUGUCACACAUCAUGAAUACAUACAGUUGGGUAAAGGACAUGAUGUUGGAAUGAACCAAAUAUCCAAUUUUGAAGCUAAGGUGGCAAAUGGAAACGGUGAACAGGCAUUAUGUCGUGAUAUAUAUCGACUAGGACAGAGAUUUGAUUUCUACAGGAUGCUAUCUCUGUACUUCACCACAGUUGGCUUCUACUUCAAUAGCAUGGUGGCUGUUCUCACAGUGUAUGUAUUUUUAUAUGGGAGGCUAUACCUUGUUUUGAGUGGCUUAGAGAAGUCAAUACUCCAAGAUCCAAAUAUUCAAAAUAUCAAACCAUUUGAAAAUGUACUUGCCACUCAAUCUGUAUUCCAACUUGGGAUGUUGCUCGUCCUCCCAAUGAUGAUGGAGGUUGGCCUGGAGAAAGGAUUUGGUAGAGCACUGGCAGAGUUUGUAAUUAUGCAACUUCAGUUAGCUCCCGUUUUCUUCACUUUUCAUCUUGGAACAAAGAGUCACUACUAUGGCAGGACAAUACUUCAUGGUGGAGCAAAGUAUAGAGCUACAGGGAGAGGGUUUGUUGUGCGCCAUGCAAAGUAUGCUGAGAAUUAUCGGAUGUAUUCCCGGAGCCACUUUGUGAAAGCAUUGGAGCUGCUUAUUCUUUUGGUUGUUUAUCUAGCAUAUGGUAGUACGUACAGAAGCUCCAGUUUGUAUCUGUACGUCACAGUUUCCAUAUGGUUCCUUGUUUUCUGUUGGCUAUUUGCGCCUUUUGUCUUUAACCCAUCCUGCUUUGAGUGGCACAAGACUGUUGAUGACUGGAUGGACUGGUGGAAGUGGAUGAGCAAUAGAGGUGGUAUUGGCCUAGCACCUGAGCAGAGUUGGGAGGCUUGGUGGAUGAGUGAGCAUGACCACCUGAGGAAUGCAAGAAUACGUAGCUUGCUCUUGGAGCUCAUCCUCUCCCUCCGGUUCUUGAUCUAUCAAUAUGGUAUCGUUUACCACUUGCACAUAGUGCACGGGAACAAAAGCUUCUUGGUAUAUGCACUGUCAUGGCUAGUUGUAGCAGUCGCUCUUAUGUCACUAAAGGUUGUUUCAAUGGGGAGAGAGAAGUUUGUUACAAGGUUUCAACUCGUGUUCCGCAUCCUCAAGGGCAUUGUUUUCCUUGUUCUCAUCAGUUUGCUUGUCCUUCUAUUUGUUGGAUUUGAUCUUGCUGUGACAGAUGUUGGUGCCAGUAUCUUGGCCUUCAUCCCCACGGGCUGGUUUAUUCUUCUGAUUGCACAACUAUGUGGACCGCUGUUCCGGAGGUUGAUCAUAGAACCACUUCACAAGUUAUGUUGCCCAUUUGGCACUGGGGCGGCAUGCAGAGGCCCCUGCUGUGCCAAGUUCAGGCAGAGGACUGGAGCCGCGCUCCAUAAGAUGGGGCCAUGGGACUCCAUCCAGGAGAUGGCGAGGAUGUACGAGUACACCAUGGGGCUCCUCAUCUUGUUGCCCAUCGCCGUGCUGUCGUGGUUCCCCUUCGUAUCCGAGUUCCAAACGCGGCUGCUCUUCAACCAGGCCUUCAGCCGGGGGCUGCAGAUCUCGAGGAUCCUUGCAGGGCAGAAUGGGAGCGGCACGAAGCGCGACUGAUGCGUCUGCGUAAUGAUCACAUUUCAUGCUUCGUAAUGAUCACAUUUCAAUGCGUGAGUGCCAUCCCCGUCGCUACUUUGUUCGCUCCAUCAUGUGCAGCAUCAAGCAGUAGGUUCAUGGCGUGCAGUUGAGAACUGGAAUAAUCGGACAGUUCAAUUGUAUAUUAUAUUGGGUUUUCACCUCGUAAUUUGACUCAUAUUCAUUGGUUGUUCCAAUUUGAUUUAUUUGCAUGCGUACGUUCGAACCUGAUUUGGUUUUACCGGUGUCAAAAGUAACAAGAGAUGUGAUGUACUGUGAUUCA